ACUAAAUAAAGUAAAGUAGGAUUACAGUAUAAUUACUUACUAUGAUGAGGUUAUUCGACUAGAGAAAAGGAGCUCUGUGUGUCGAAACCCUCCGUCGCCAGCAUUUAUUCUUCUCACUUUUCUUCACCGGAGAAUCACGACAACAUCAAAUUCUCCGGCGACAUCUCAGUUCACUCUUUUCCUGCAGUGGCAGUGCAUCUGUAAAAUGCUUCAAGGACUGUUGUUCGCUACUCUUGCUUAAUUAUUACUAUAGCUGGUGAAAAUGGGAGGUUGCUGUAGUUCUUCGAGGAAGUCACAUCUUGUUGGAACACCUGUUUACUAUUAUUGUCCAGAAUCUUUUGAAGAGCUUGUCCCUUCAGGAACCCGUGCUGGUGUGGGAUCAGCAUUCACCACAGGCCUCUUGGUUGAUAUAGGUUUGGAGACAUCUAUACCUGACACCUUUUGUGCUCCUGCUCCUCUUCCAUAUGAUUUGCUUUUGGGGCGACCACAAUGCACAGAUUCUGAGUCCAUCAAAGGAAGGAUGAGUGGAAGCAGUUUUGAAACGCUAGCGACGUGUGAAGAUCUUGGGGAAUCAGACUGUAAAACUCUAGCCAGCUCAGUCAUUCUUUCACCGAGGAAAUCAGAUUUCUCGAAACAUCAAGGAUUGAAGAUAUUGGUUGAUGAAGAGGAGGACUGUUGUCCUAUUUGCUUUGAAGAUUAUGAUGUUGAGAAUCCAAGACUAACGACAAAGUGUGAGCACGAAUUUCACCUCUCUUGUCUUCUGGAGUGGAUUGAAAGAAGCGAUAGAUGCCCAAUAUGUGAUAAGGAAGUUGUGUUUGAUGAUCGCUUGAACUAGCAUCAUUACUAUCCCCUGGCUUGAAAGUUUGAAGGUGUGGCGCUUUGUUUGGUUAGUCUACUACAUAAUUAGCAUACAUCUAUUUUGUUUCUUCCUCACACACUUUAAGUGUUGGGUCUCCACAUUUCCACUUAGUUUUGUCGUAUUGGUUAUGUUCGUUUUGCCCUUGUGCGAUCAUAUAGAUAUACAUAACAAUUGUAAAUAUUACCUAGCUUCUUGUUCGUUCGUUUGUGAUCUCCGGGGUGUGAUAGAGAAGAAAGGACCACCAUUUCAGUAUUUUGAUUGUUUGCAUCUUCAAAAUCAUGUCCACUCUUGUCUUGAUCCAUGAUUCUAUCUUAGCAAUAUUGGUUAAUGCCCUGAUCUGGGAAUCAUAAUAAGCAUGAUUUUGUUUGUUUGUUUGGUUAAAGAAAGAGAGAGAUUCUAUUAGAUAUGGAUAUAGUAUAAUUCCAUAGUCUAAAGAGA
Molecule: messenger RNA, 1297 nt
Organism: Arabidopsis thaliana (thale cress)
Lineage: Eukaryota; Viridiplantae; Streptophyta; Magnoliopsida; Brassicales; Brassicaceae
Gene: RHB1A
Product: RING-H2 finger B1A
Exons: 5
Coding region: 263-835 (190 amino acids)
Biological process (GO): protein ubiquitination
Molecular function (GO): ubiquitin protein ligase activity
Source: RefSeq, marked reviewed